AGUUCCGUGUUGUGGUCUUUGGUGUUGUUUAAUUUUGCUCGCUGUUUAUUUAUUAAUUUGUUUUAAAUUUUUAUAAAUCGAUAUUAGAGUAUUGGUUGAUUUAUUUAUUUACAAUAAGAACUAUGAGUAUGAAACCUAUGAAAGUUGAGCUAUACAACGCUAUUGUAGCAGAUUUUAAUAGGCUCACAUCGUAUGGACGUAAAGCUGAGAAUGAAUUAAAGAAGAAAUACAAAAAUUUACCACCAGCUACACUAGGCAGCAUUAUAUCACUGUUGGUACAGAGAUCAAUGAAACAAAGCUACAGAAAGUCUCCAUCAAUAUCCAGUAGAUAUUAUGAACUCUAUGAAGGAUUAAUGAGAGACAAAUCUGCUAAAGAUGGUGUUAUUUUACAGCUCUCGGACAAUCAAGGGAUAAGUCCAGCGCUGUUUGCAAGGUCUCUCCUGCAAAAUGUUUACUCUGACUCUUCCAUGGUCAAGAAGUGCUUUAAAGAUACCACAUUGAUUGAAGACAAGGAACUAGCAUAUCAAGUAUUCCUGGGCACCAUGAAUGAUAACCAGUAUGGCCCAUAUGCAGAUUUAAUAAAACAGUCAAUUGGACUAGAAUAUGAGUUACGACUAGAGAAAGAGUUAAGAUUGAUGAAUAUAACAUUUUCAGAUGAAAAUGUAUUGAGGUCUCGUGGUUAUGAUAAGACCCCGGAUUUUAAACUUGAUGUACCCAUAGCAGUGGAUGGCUUUAUUGUUCAUUGGGUAGAGAGUAAAGCUUUAUUUGGUGAUGAAGAAAACCAUUCUGGAUAUUUAAAAGAUCAAUUAAUGGCUUAUUGGAACAGAUUUGGUCCAGGUUUAGUAAUCUAUUGGUUCGGUUAUUUAGAAACACUGGAGUCCACACCAGAAGUAAAUCAAAUGUUUAUUCUAAGAACUAAUUUCCCCAAAAAAGAAAGCAUUACUCAGUACAAGAUGGACAUUGAUAUGUAAUACUUUUUAGAAAUGGUAAUUAAUUGUAAGAAAAUACAUUUUGACUGCGAAAAUAAAUUAUUUCGUUGUGA
Molecule: messenger RNA, 1042 nt
Organism: Leguminivora glycinivorella
Lineage: Eukaryota; Metazoa; Arthropoda; Insecta; Lepidoptera; Tortricidae
Product: CDAN1-interacting nuclease 1
Exons: 5
Coding region: 123-971 (282 amino acids)
Source: RefSeq, a predicted model, not a curated record